Molecule: messenger RNA, 1569 nt
Organism: Notodromas monacha
Lineage: Eukaryota; Metazoa; Arthropoda; Ostracoda; Podocopida; Cyprididae
Source: the annotation of a GenBank genome assembly
AGGAAAGAAAAGUGGAUUUUGAAAAGUUAGCAGGAAAACGUUUUGUUCAACUCUUUUGUUUGGGGAGGUCAUGGGCAACAACAACACAAAGGAUGUGCCGGAUCCGUCGUCAGGGCUGACCCCAAGACAAAAGGACGCCAUUAGGGAGUCCUGGAAAUUGAUGGACAAGCAUCAGAAGAUGAUUGGAACCAAAUUUUUUGUCAAGUUUUUCUCGGAAAAUCCUACAUAUACGCAGACUUUCACGAGAUUCAGGCAUGUGACAUUGGACGAUUUGCCGAAUAACAAGGCACUACAAGCCCAUGCUGUCACCUUCAUGAAGGGCAUGGGCACAUUGGUGGAAAAUGUGGAUGACCUGGAAUGCAUGGAUGAACUGUUGUACAAAAUUGCAACCAGGCAUCAUCCAUUUGGACUCAAGGCAUCUGACCUGCACAAAGGAACGGACAUGUUUGCAGAGACCCUGAUGGACUUGGAGAAUAACAUGUUUGAGACAUUGGAAUAUCCUCCAGAGUUUGUGGUUGCAUCAUGGAAGAAGGCAUUUGACGUGAUCAUACCAAUAGUUGGCGAAUACAUAGACGAUUUGCAAAGAGCCGAAGACGAAUGCCUUUGAAGAACAAGAUGAGGAAAACAAAAAAACAAGAUGCGUUUUUCGUUCAUUUUUUCUUGAGUUUUUUUGUUGUUGUUGUGUGAACCAAAAGUGAAGCUUUCCUUCCCUCGAUUGUAUAGUUUUUGUGGAGAAAAUGAACUUCAAUUUUUCCCCGAAGAUUUGAUUAACCAAAAAUAGAGGGGAGAAAUAUAUGAAAUGGAAGAGACCAAAGAUUUUGAUGAACAAAUGCGGAUUUUAGGUAAAUUGUAAAAAAAAAGAGCAUACAUGAUUUUAGAUUUUCCUUGUGUGUCUUUUGAGUUUGAAAAAAAAAAACCUGAUGUAUACCUCUUUUAAGGAUUGGUCGUAUAUUUUUUAAGCAAAAAAAUUCGAAAACUUAUCGACAAACAUCGGAGUACAGACUUGACAGAUUUUUCAUUGCAUUUUUGUGCGGAUGAACUGGAGAAUUCUGAAAAUUUUGAAUUGGAAGUCAACUCAAAAACACGUUUCAUUCUUUUCUGGUAAAAAAAAAACUACAGAAAUUUUCGCCAACCCUGCAAUUCAAAAAUUUCAGAAAUAGUCUCCAUACAGUUUUUAGAAGAACCAGAAUCAAGAAUCUCGGAGGCAGAAAGUUUUCACAAGUGAAUUUCUCGUCAAAUCUCGGGCAAGUCCUUCGCAGUAAAAAUAGUUUUCAAAUUCGAGUUUAGAAAAAAGUUUCAGAUAUGAUCCCUUUUGCUCAAAAAUUUUAAAAAAAACAGCACCGCGGGUUUUAUAGAAAAUUUUGAGAUUGAGAUUUUGUGUCUCCCUUUUUUUUGUCCGUGAAGACAAAUUUAAUUUCGUUUUGUCCCUCCAAAAAUGAUCGGAAGUUUUGUGUUUGUAAAGUCUUCGUCUUCUUGCUGUAUAGAUUUGACACUUUUGCGUCGUCGCUGAUCGUUUGUGUCUAGCUGUGCCCAAUUUUUGAAAGAAAUAUAAAUGACCAAAUGAUAAAA